Radiomyces spectabilis is the source of this 1617-nucleotide messenger RNA. Its product is annotated as phosphate transporter. Gene Ontology annotation, cellular component: membrane. The record is from RefSeq and is a predicted model, not a curated record. The transcript has a single exon. Bases 1 to 1617 code for a protein of 538 amino acids. Lineage: Eukaryota; Fungi; Mucoromycota; Mucoromycetes; Mucorales; Radiomycetaceae. Gene Ontology annotation, biological process: phosphate ion transmembrane transport.
AUGAUGCAAAUUGGUGAUUACACCUGGAUUUUCGGGGUCGGUAUGGUGAUGGCGUUCGUGGACGCUUACGGUAUCGGUGCCAACGACGUGGCCAAUUCGUUUGCCAAUUCUGUCUCGGCAGGCUCCUUGACACUGGCUCAAGCUUGUGUGAUUGCUUGUUUCACAGAAUUCUUUGGUGCACUGUUGCUCGGUUCGCAUACCACAUCCACCAUCAAGGGCGGAAUCCUGUCCGUGUCUGAAUUUGUCGAUAAUCCAGAAAUGCUGAUGCUCGGUAUGCUUUGCGCUAUUACUGGUUCCGCCAUCUGGGUGCUUUUUGCUUCACGCAACGGCUGGCCCGUGAGCACUACCCAUUCCAUUGUUGGCGCUAUCGUUGGUGUGGGUAUCUCGGCGUUUGGCGGUGGCGCUAUUACCUGGGGUUGGACGGGUAUUGCUCGUAUCAUUACUUCCUGGUUCAUCUCUCCUGUUAUUGCCGGUCUGGUGGCCGCUGCUAUCUACACCUUUACCAAGUAUGCCGUACUCCGUCAAGUCGACAGCUUCAAGUGGGCACUUCGUCUGGUCCCCUUUUACGUUUUCUUCACCAUCGCCAUCGAAGCCUUCUACAUUAUCUUCAAGGGCGCUCCCGGUUUGAAUGCGAGCAGUCUCCCCAUUGGUGUGGUGAUUGCUAUUUCCUUUGGUAUUGCCACCUUCUUUGCCGCCUUUGCUUGGUUCUUUUACUGCCCUUGGGCCCGUCGUCGUAUCCAGGAUAAGGAAGAUCUUCGCUGGUACCACUGUUUCGUCAUUCCGUUCAUUGGCAAGCGUCCUACGUUGCAAGAGCGGGAUCCUGAAAUUGUUUCCAUGGCCGACAGCCAAGCCCAACGCACCCACGAUAAUGUCAAUGAAACGAUCGAUAUCCAUGAGAACAAAAAGUUUGCUGAAGAGAUCCCCGAAUCUGAUAUGAGCGAAGUCCCUGUGGCUGGUCCUUCAGGCUGGCGUGCCAAGGCGAAUCAAUACAAGACCCGGGCGGUGGACAUGGCACUUCACGGUAUCCGCAAAGAUGUUCGCAAUCUGGAGAAUGAAGACUUGAAACACAUUCACGCCGCGGCUGAACUGUACGAAGAUGAAGCAGAGUAUCUGUUCCGAUCGCUUCAGGUGUUUACGGCUUGUAUGGCUUCGUUUGCUCACGGUUCCAACGAUGUUUCCAAUGCCAUUGGUCCCAUUGCCGCUAUUUUCGAUGUAUGGCAGACCGCUCGAGUCGAUGUCGCUGGCAGCGUGGGUGUGCCUGCAUGGAUUCUCGCUUACGGCGGUGUAGCCAUCGAUAUCGGUUUGGCCACUAUGGGAUACCGCGUGAUGCGCAAGAUGGGCAACAACAUCACCUACCUUACACCUUGCCGUGGUUUCUGUGCCGAACUCGCGGCGGCUUUGACCGUCUUGACUUGCUCCAAACUGGGUUUGCCCGUUUCCACCACCCACUGUAUCACCGGUGCCACCGCCGCCAUUGGUCUCUGCAACGGUCGCUUGAAUGCCGUCAACUGGAAAAUGCUCGGAUGGUGUUUCUUUUCUUGGAUUCUCACUUUGCCGUUUGCCGGUCUCGUUGCUGGUCUUAUUUUCGCCUUUGCUUCCAACUCUCCCACAUUCUAA